Lactuca sativa (garden lettuce) is the source of this 585-nucleotide messenger RNA. RefSeq lists its product as uncharacterized. Lineage: Eukaryota; Viridiplantae; Streptophyta; Magnoliopsida; Asterales; Asteraceae. The record is from RefSeq and is a predicted model, not a curated record.
AUGUCUAAAGGAACAAUUGACAUACUUCCUCUGCAGAAAAAUAGAGUAAAAACUUCUCCAGCCUUGUCAUCGAUGAUCAAUGGUAAUAUUGGUGGUCCUAAUGAUGGUGAAGCUGAAGUCGAAUUUAUAAAAGACGUUAUCGUUCGCUCUACAAGUGACCAUAUUCAUUCAGUUGUAUCGACCAUUUAUCCAUAUUUUGAAAACCAUCUUGAUGAUCUAUCAUAUUUUCACGAUAAAGAAAUUUUGAUCCCAACAAAUGAAUAUAACUACAUGUUAGGAAUGAUGAAAUACGAAGGGAACACUUAUUUGAGUUUAGAUUCUUUAUGUGAGACAGAGUCAAUAGAUUGUUUUGGGGAAUCAAUUUACUCUCUUGAUUUAUUGAAUGUUUUUAAGGCAUAUGAAAUUCCCAACCAUAAACUUACACUAAAAACAGAUGUUCCCGUCAGGUUGCUUCGUAAUAUCGACCAAACCAAAGGUUUAUGCAUUGAUAACAGUCAUCGUCGGCCAAAGCACAACCACCAUCGCCAGAAGCCGCCAGCGGUAGCACAACCACCACCACCUGAAGCCGGGAGAAGGGAGACAUAG